AUGUGGCUAUGGCACAAUUCUAGCGGUCUAUUCGUUGAUGAGAAAGGGAGGCCCUUGCAGAAGCUGUCUACAAGCACCAAGUCUCGUGCAGCUAAGCAGCAGAAGGGUAAAGAGUCAGCCGAGGAUGACCCCAUGGUUUCCUUCCACGAGGACCUAGAGUCAUUCCGAAAAGAAGUUGACCGUGCCAUGGAACGUGAUCCUUAUGGUACUCUGUUCGGACGCAGACUCUGGAGCCCGCCUUCCUCCAACAACAUGUCGUGGACAACCUUUUCUUGGUUCGCUGAUCCGAAAGAGAUCAAAGACAACCCUGCAGAUCAGCAGCCUUCACAGCCGUCUGCUGAUAUGACCUCUUCCUCAAGCACGAGUACUGCAGGAUCAGGGCCAUCGAGUCCACGUUCUCAGGCUUCAUCGCCGCAGACAUCGCGGUCGACCCCUACGAGCGGCGACGUUUAUGUCUAUGACCCGAUCAUUGGCCGUAAGGUGCUCAAGCCGAGGAGCGAGAACAACACAGCCUCGAGCAACGAGUCAUUCAAAGCUGAUGAUGGCUUCGCGAAAGUCUUCGAUGACGCCGUGCAGCGGAUCGACAACACUAUCAGCUCCUUCAGCCAGACUGUGCAGCGGAUCGACAAGACCAUCAGCUCCGCCGGCCAGACUGCGCACGACUUCGCAUCUCCGUCCACCGGCAAGGUCAGACAAAGUCUGGAGUCGGCCGCAAAAUCAUCCGAAUCUACCUAUACCCCGGAUGGACCUCGAAAAUCCAUUUUCGAGACUUUGUUUGGCGAGAACAAUGCCGUUGACAUCCCAGUCAAGAAAUACGUGCCACCCAAGGUCUAUGGCUAUGGCGACAAGACUGCUACUACGACCGAGUCGGAAACAGCGACGUCAGCCGUAAAGAAAUCAGCUUUUGAGAACUCACGCAAGCGAGAGUUCCAAGCCUUGAGAGCUGCUACCUUGGGCAACACGAUUGACACGUCUGCUGAAUUCCAUGGAAAGUACGCGGACGCCAGCGCAGUCGUCCCGCCCGAGAAGACAUCAACUAAUGAUCCAGAGCCGACGCAGCCACAGCCAGAUCCUGCUCCAUUUACCGGAACGACUUAUGCGGGCAGAGCUGCGGCUAUUCUGAAUACUAGUGGCAAGUCUCGUUGGUUGCAGAAGGAGGGCUUCACGGGAUCGAAGGAAGCAACACAGACCCCUACUGACUCGCCCAAGUUCACUUUUGAGAAGUUACAACCUGCACUAGACCGAUCCAAUGUCACAUCUAAGAAGCCGGACGUACUGCAGCCGGCUUUGGAUAGAAGCACGAAGGCCAAGCGCGUUAUCAGUCCUGCUGAGCUAUCGUCGAAAGCUGAGGCGUAUGAGAAGAAGGUCGACGCAGCCGAAAAGGCGGAGGAUAUUGAUCUUCUGCGUUCGAGCGAUGUGCGACGUCAGAUACCAGCCAAGUCGGUGCGGACCAAGCAGGAUAUCGAGACUCUGAGAAAAGCGAGAAGACGAAGUCUGGAAAAGCACUUCAAUUCUAAUCAGAACCAGACAGACCCUCCGACCAUGCCCUCAGUGGCAGCACCGCUCAACACUCUUUGGAAACACGUGGAGAACAACCCGGCAGGAAUAGUCGCAAAGACACUGAGGUCACUCAAUCUAAGCACCGAAAAGCCUGCCAGCGAACCCAGAAAGAAGUCCAUUACCCCAGUAGAAUCCUCAUCACCGGUCUCUGCACCUCUAGCUCAGUCUGAGAAGAAGAUCUCAGCAUCUGUGAUACACACCGAGCUCGCCAAGCCUCAUCCGCUCAGCGAGGCUACCGUCAAGGAGGGUGUGCCCCGCUAUCCCGAAAUUGAGAACCAUACAAGGGUCUUCGAGCCGCGCUAUGCUCAGCUGAAGGAACAGUUGAAGGACGUCCGAAAGACUCUGUACUAUUCCAAACUCGAGCUGGCGAGUAUGAGACGGCGGACGGCUUCAGCACUUCUAACCAAAUUCGAAAAUUGGUCUGUUGAUAGCCGAGAGGGGCACAUCAAUCGACUAAGGCAGCAAGCAGAGACUCUGCGUAAGGCCAGAGAUGUAGCCAAAGGGCGGCGUGAGGUCGAAGAGGCAAUGGCAGACUUGGGCAAACAGUGGCGUGAUUCAGAGGCCGAGAGGCUCGCUGAAUAUGCCAAGGUCCCAUUGAUAGAAGAGGAUGGUUCAGCGGCGGGUUUCGAUGAGCCUGUGUUCACGGAAAAGAAGAAGACUGCAGCACAACCCGAGGUUGUGGAGCCAGCGAAAGCCCAGGCAACUGGACCCGUUAAGAGAGACACCGAUCCCAGAAGCCUGGACGAGCCCGUCGGCUCGCACUCUCCAUCGCCAGCCAAGAGUGAGAGCGCUCCUGUCCUGAAGGUCGAGCCUCCGAUCUUCACUCCAGCAGAGUCCAAAGUGUGGAACGACGAGCAGCCCCCUCCCAUCGCAGAGCUGAAAGCCGCAAUCGCCCAGCAGUUCACCUCGCCAUUCGUCAUGCUCAUCAACAACGGCAAGAGCGGAGUCCGCGCCGUUCCAGCACCCAACCUACCGCAUCUUGCAGGCCGCAAGGCAGCCAACCCGUUCGAGGUCCUCGCCGCACUCGACCAGGCGAAAGCGGCAGAGUUUCUCGCAUACUUUCCCAGGCUACAACAAGCGGGCUACGAGCUUGUGGGCGGCGACGCGAAUAAGUUGACCUUCAGAAAGACACCUCCUGCUGUAGCGCCAGCCGAGAAGAAGAAAGCAGCCACAGUCCUGGACGAGAUCCCCGCAGAGAUCGAUCCUCCGGGUCCAUCAGCACCCAUCCCGCCUCCGGCCUCCUCGAGCCGCAUCUCAGAGCGGGCGGACCUUCUGAAGCGCCAGCCACCCGUCCGGCGACAGGAGCAGGUCUUUUCCGGCACGACUACGGCGCCACCUCGACCUUCCGCGGCGAAGGCGGCGGCAGCAGAGUCGAAGGCGGCGGCGAUGGCGGCGGCAGAUGAGCUUCUUUCCUCGCGACCGUUCGCGCGCUUCGUCCGCGCAUUCCAACGUGUAACGUACACAAUAAUUACCCUCGCGGCCGGCACGUACACGAUCGGUCUCAUCUCGGAGGGAGUGGGCGCGCAGGCGCAAGUCGAGGGUGGAGUGCAUGGGCCCAGGAAGAGGAUCGUCUUACCGGUGCAGGAAGUUGAUGGUGGGGCAGUGAGGGGGACGAGGCCUGGCAUAUACAGCACAGAGAGCUCGCGGUGA
Cyphellophora attinorum is the source of this 3210-nucleotide messenger RNA. RefSeq lists its product as uncharacterized. The record is from RefSeq and is a predicted model, not a curated record. The coding region runs from base 1 to 3210 and encodes 1069 amino acids. The transcript has a single exon. NCBI's taxonomy places the organism in Eukaryota, Fungi, Ascomycota, Eurotiomycetes, Chaetothyriales, Cyphellophoraceae.